AUGGCGUCCCUGGCAUGGAUCGUGCUGCUUCUCACCCUUUUGAGUCAUGUAAUUUCUGGCUUUCCUUCCGUCAAUUUAGACAAUAACAUUCCUGAUAUCAACGACACCCACACCCUUAAUGUUUCUUCUUCUGUUUACCCUUGGUUUGUGGCUCUUGAGCCCCGUAAAGACAAAUCUAAAGAUCCCGCUGACUUUGGCUGGAUCAAACGAUGGGUCGCACUGGGAGAGAGUUUCACAGCUGGCAUCGGGGCAGGCAAUCUAUAUAUUCAAAACACAUCGGACAAGAAGUGCUCCCGAUACGACCAUUCAUACCCUCCACUACUGGAGCAGGCUUUUGGCAAGCGAACUGAGCUCUUUCAAUACCUCGCAUACUCGGGAGACUGCAACGAGGACAUUUACGGUCAGAUCGAAAAGAUGGAGUGCAAUACGGAUUUCGUCGUCAUGACGGGAGGCAGAAACGACCUUUGUCUCCAGUCGAACAUCAUCAACUGCAUCUGUUUUCCGUUUCGGUCAGAGAGAGCCUGCGAGGAGAUCGUGCAUAAAGCGCAUAUCAAUCUCUUCGAGAUCUUGAAAGACAACGUCAUAGGGCUCCCCAAAGCGCUGAAACCCAAGGCGAAGGACGACGGUCUGCUGUUGUAUGUGCUGUAUGUGCAGUUUUUUAACACCAGACAAGAAGAACAAUGCGGCGUGGACCAAGACUGGACCUUCCCUGGCAUCGGUGUCGCGAGAGGGCUGCAGCUGACUCGACGAGUAGUAUUCAAUCGACUAGUCGAGAGAGCCAAUAUCAUGCUCGAAGCAGCCAUUAGGGACGCGCUCUACAAGGAGAACCCCAACUAUCGAGUCCAGGCAGUCGACUGGGACAUAUCGUCUCGUACGCUGCGAGGUCAGUUCUGCAUUCCUUUAACCGAAGGCGAGUAUCCCGAUCCCGCCCAGCCCAACUUGCAGUUCUUCAAACCAAUCACGAAGCGGGAAAUGAAGGAGUUGAAGAAGCGUGAACUUCCCAAGGAACUCGCCUCCGUCCUGAACAGCACCCUGACGCCGCACAACACACUCCUCGAACAGUCCGUCAACCAGGCGGCCGAGGCUGGGCACAAGCUUGACCCUUGCGCGCCCGAGCGCCCUUCCUGCCCUGGCGACGAUGGUGAUAUCAAGAUGGGUCUGGGCCUGCCCGACAGAUGGGGCAAAUUCUUCCAUCUGAGCCCGCAUGGCCAUGCGACCAUCGCCUCUUUCGUGAUGCUGGAGCUGUUCACAACACAGGCUCGCCAGCUGGGGGAGUUCACUCCACUGUGUUACACGUAUGACGAGUUCCGAUGCAGGAUGGACGGCUGGCCUAGGUACUACGCCACCGUGGAUAGGGUCCUGCAUAACCUGGAGAGGUUCUGCUAUACCGCCUCACACAUAGACGAAGAUAAUAGCCUCUAUCGUGUAGUGUACGACAACAAUACCCCGGAGCAGAUUGGUUUCGAGCUCCGUAUCAACCGGACGGAGUGGCAGCCAUUCAAUCAAGAGCAGUGCAUUGAGCCCUUUAGUCAGAUCAUCCACGGCUGCGAUAGCAACGACGAGGAAAACCCCAUGAACUUCAAAUAUAGUGGCCGCUGGAUCCGUGACAUGCAUGAAUACGAGCUAGCUAUGUAUGGUCGAUGCAGCCGGAACAAGAUACCGCUGCUGAAGCCCUCUAGUAUCUGCACCAUCAGAAAAACCGAAAGAGCCCAGAAUUUCACAGUGUGCGGCUUCGGCUUCGCCAGGUGGGAUCAUGAACGACUGACGGUCUUGGCCGGCAGUAAAGACAAAGUCAGGUACUUUGAGCUUCAGUACUACAACAACAUCAAUAUGGACGGUAUGGAGUGGAUAGCACAGUUCGAGCUGCCCCUGGAGACUAACCGUGCAUGCAUUAUGGUGCCUUCUAAUGCGGUGGGUGGUGAAAUCCCUUGUAGCCUUGUGAUCACUACAAAUAUCGAAUAUCAGGCAUACUCCUUUUCUUAA
This is a messenger RNA of Aspergillus tanneri, 1983 nucleotides long. RefSeq lists its product as uncharacterized. Lineage: Eukaryota; Fungi; Ascomycota; Eurotiomycetes; Eurotiales; Aspergillaceae. The record is from RefSeq and is a predicted model, not a curated record. Gene Ontology annotation, biological process: triglyceride catabolic process. Bases 1 to 1983 code for a protein of 660 amino acids. The transcript is spliced from 3 exons. Gene Ontology annotation, molecular function: triacylglycerol lipase activity.